CGUCGUUUGUGGUAGAAGAAUGGCCUUUGUGGCCGGAGGGGGCGCGCUUGACAGUGUCGGCUCUUCACGCUGAGCUGUUUCCUGGGCGCAUGCAGCGUCACAGUCCAGUCCAGUACUAUGUGGCAGCGCGUGUAUGCGCGUGCAUGUGAGAGGCAGGGUUGGGGCAGAGUUUCGGAGCACGUUCAGUUGACAGGCGUCGCCGUUGCUACUCGAUUCCGAUAACAACACAAGCGAAGACACGGAGCUGUCGCGAGAUACGAGCCUUUGACUGGAUUAAGCCGAGAAAAGCCGUUUUGGACGGACCGAGCUCAAGGCGGAUGAGCGCAGCCCGCGGGAGGGCAAGUGUGUUUCUGCGGAGGGGUCCAGUCAGCGAAAGAUGAACAAAAACCACCGAGUGCCGAGCAACCGAACUCUGAACGCCGUGGAGGUGAAGAGCAAGUUUGGAGCAGAAUUCAGGCGGUUCUCUUUGGAACGGUCCAAGCCGGGACGCUUUGACGAGUUCUAUGGCUUGCUGCAGCAUGUGCACCGGAUCCCCAACGUCGAUCUGCUUGUGGGUUACGCCGAUGUCCACGGGGACCUACUGCCAAUCAACAAUGAUGACAACUACCAUAAAGCAAUUUCCAUGGCAGCACCCCUGCUGCGUCUCUUCUUGCAGCGCAAAGAGGAGGCAGAUUACUCAGCAUUCGGCACGGACACCGUGACCCGUAAGAAGACCCCGGCGGCACUCGCAGCGGUGAAGAAGCCUCCUAUUAUCAUCAGCCUGCCCAAAGAUUUCCGGCCAGUGUCCUCCAUCAUUGACGUGGACAUCCUACCAGAGACACACCGCCGUGUCCGUCUCUACAAACACGGUCAGGAGAAACCACUGGGCUUCUACAUUCGCGAUGGUUCCAGCGUGCGCGUUACACCCCAAGGCCUGGAAAAGGUCCCGGGCAUCUUCAUCUCCCGCAUGGUCCCUGGAGGCCUGGCUGAGAGCACGGGACUGCUGGCCGUCAACGACGAGGUGCUCGAAGUCAACGGCAUCGAGGUGAGCGGGAAGUCUUUGGACCAAGUAACGGACAUGAUGAUCGCUAACAGCCACAACCUCAUUAUAACCGUCAAACCGGCCAAUCAGCGCAAUAACGUGGUACGCAACAGUGGAGGCGGAGCCACAUCCGGCAGCUCAGGACGAUCAUCUGACAGCAGCACCAGUUUCUACGGUUACUCAACUCCUGGUUUGAUGGCGAUGACCCCGUCCCAUAUUAUCCAGAACUAUGAACCAGAUGAGGAGAGCGAGGAGGAGGAGGAUCUGGUUAUCGAGGCAGACAGAGGGGCUAAACUUAUUCUGCAGGCAGGGGCGCGGGCGACAGCCAGCACCAGCAUGCCCGCCCUGCCCAGGUAUGAGCCCCACCUCGACCUCCGCACCUCAAAUGGUACCAUGGCAAGCAGUGCAAGCGCAGGGUCUCUGAAUGCCCACAAGGGUUUGGAAGGGCGAAGUCUAGAGGAGGACGGAACAGUCAUUACACUGUAAAGACGCACACACAUGCCAAUACACACUCUUGUGUGCCAUAGGACUGAAAAUGCAUGUCUUUAUAUUUGGUCCAGGAGCAAAAGAGAAGACCAGUCACCACAGCACCUUACAGCACUUCUCUAAAACCGCAGAACCAGGUAGUUCCUAUCAUCAAACCCUUAGAGAGCAGCACAGCACCAAAAAUAGCUGCUUCUUGAGUAAUAAUGAACUUCCUGAGUCAGUGUGAUUGAAUGAAUGCAGACGGCCGUCAGAUACUCGGCACCGUAUGAGUCAUGACAAUCUUUUUAUACUUUGACAACUACUCCCUUCCCAGCAACGAGGCUCUAGCGUUAUCAGAGAACAAAGUACAAUGGAUUUUACCCAUCCUAUACGUUACCAUGGUAACUGAGUCUGAGCUACAGAACUUCAGAAGGAACUGAAAUAUGCUCUUCAUCCAUUCCUGUCUGCAACACUAACACUCUCAGCCUACCAAUUUUUUUUUGUGGUUUUCAGGGGAAUUAUGAACCUUUGUGGGGCUCGAGUGAAUGUUUAGGAGAUAUGUUCAUGUGAUCGGACGUUUCAGUACGGUUAUAGACUGCUGCCUUGGUUAAGAUACAGAUGUCUAUUAUCAUCUCAGAAGUUUUUAAUCAUAGCCAAAAAGACAGAUGAUUAAUGUCAUAUUUUUCAUACCGAUAUGUUUUAUUUGUAUCACUUAUAUUUCCUUAUGACAAGGGCUAUCAUCCUGCUCUUUGCAACCUGUGGUUUAUUUUACCCAUUGAUCUUGACUUGAUAACCCUUUCUGGGGAUUUGGAAUACAUAAUCAUUAUCUUUAAUGUUUCGAAGGAGUGCUCUGAUGUGAACACAUGGUGGUUUCAUUUAUGAAGAGUGUCUCUACUGUGAUGCUUUUCAAUAAGGUUCAUUUUGUUAACAUUAGUUAAAAGGAUAGAUAUCAUUUACUCACACUCAUGUCAUUCUAGACCUGUAUGAUUUUUCUCUCUUCUAUGGAGUAUGAAAGAAGAAAUUUCCAUACAUGGAAAGUCAGUGGGGUCCAGUGUUUGUUUAGACCCCAGUGAUUUUCAUUGUAUGGGUAUAUAAUGAAAUAUAUUUAAAGAUAUGCAGGUUUGAAACAAAGUGGUGGUGAUGACAGAAUUAAAAUUUUUGGGAGUGAACUAUACAUUUAAUUCAUUAGGUAUUAUGACUAACAAUUAAUAAUAUUUGUACAUUAUCCAUGCUAAAGUUAAUUUCUGCAUAUACUAAUAUUUACUUUUUAUCAUUUAAAGUUGUUUAAAUAAACAUUAGAUAAUGUAUCAUGAACAAUGAACAAUAGUAUGUGUAUAAAUUAACAUAAACCUGGAUUAAUGAAAGCUGUAGAAAUAGUUUAUUUUGGGUUCGUAAUACAUAAUGCAUUAUUUAAUGUUAACAAGUUGAACCUUAUUUUAAAGUGUUACCUCUAACAAAAUAAGUGUUGCUAUCAAAGUAUGGAGAAAACUACCCUUGAUUUAUAGUGAAUCACUAUGAAUAUUGAAUAUCUACCAAAAUAUUCAGUAUCUUCCCUUUCCCUUUAUUAAAGAUUGUGUGUGUGUGUGUGUGUGUGUGUGUGUGUGUGUGUGUGUGUGUGUGUGUGUGUGUCAGCAGUGUUGUGUUGUGUGUGUGUGUGUGUGUGUGUGUGUGUGUGUGUGUGUGUGUGUGUCAGCAGAGUACCAGCCAAACCCUUCAGAAAUUAUGUAACAGUUGGGUUAGUUUCAACAUUAC
Messenger RNA from Cyprinus carpio (common carp), 3238 nucleotides. Its product is annotated as partitioning defective 6 homolog beta-like. Lineage: Eukaryota; Metazoa; Chordata; Actinopteri; Cypriniformes; Cyprinidae. Gene Ontology annotation, molecular function: protein kinase C binding. The record is from RefSeq and is a predicted model, not a curated record. Gene Ontology annotation, cellular component: apical plasma membrane; nucleus; cell cortex. Gene Ontology annotation, biological process: centrosome cycle; regulation of cellular localization; establishment or maintenance of cell polarity.